Eimeria necatrix is the source of this 372-nucleotide messenger RNA. RefSeq names its product 60S ribosomal protein L19, putative. Bases 1 to 372 code for a protein of 123 amino acids. Gene Ontology annotation, cellular component: ribosome; cytosolic large ribosomal subunit. The transcript is spliced from 2 exons. The record is from RefSeq and is a predicted model, not a curated record. Gene Ontology annotation, molecular function: RNA binding; structural constituent of ribosome. Gene Ontology annotation, biological process: translation. Lineage: Eukaryota; Apicomplexa; Conoidasida; Eucoccidiorida; Eimeriidae.
AUGGGGAUUGGGAAGCGGAAAGGCACUCGAGACGCGCGGCUGCCUGCGAAGGUGCUUUGGAUGCGGCGGCAGCGCGUGCUGCGGCGGCUGCUGAAGAAGUACAGAGACGCGAAGAAGAUCGACAGCCACAUGUGGGGUCUUUGGGUACCACAAGCUGUACGUGCGGUGCAAGGGGAACCAGUUCAAAAACAAAAGAGUUUUGAUCGAAGCAUCGAAGCAAUUCACAAUGAGAAGAACUUGAAGGUCAAGGAGAAGGCGCUGCAGGAGCAGGUGGACGCGCGGAAGCAGAAGGCAGCAGCCCAGAAGGAAAAGAGGAAGCUGAAGGAAGAAAACAAAAAGGCCGGAGUUGCUGCUGCCAAGCCCGCGCAGUAG